Molecule: messenger RNA, 2386 nt
Organism: Ceratotherium simum simum (southern white rhinoceros)
Lineage: Eukaryota; Metazoa; Chordata; Mammalia; Perissodactyla; Rhinocerotidae
Source: RefSeq, a predicted model, not a curated record
UGAAGAUGAGAUAGGGCCAAUUGAGGAGAAAGUGUUGUCAUCACACAUUUAGUGUGACAUGUAAAAGGAAAUAUUUUCUCUCCUUGAACUUUUAUAGAGACAGUCAUUUUGCCUCAUCUUUGGGAUCACCUCUUCAGCCUCAAUGGUUUUUAAGGACCUCCUGGAUCAAGUUGGAGGCCUGGGGAGAUUCCAGAUCAUUCAGAUGGUUUUCAUUUGUAUCUCCAACAUCAUAGUAUACCCUCAUAUACUAUUGGAGAACUUCACUGCAGCAGUCCCUGGUCACCGCUGCUGGGUCCACAUACUCGACAAUGGCACUGUCUCUGCUGAUGCUACUGGGAUCCUCAGCCAAGACACCCUCCUGAGAAUCUCCAUCCCACUGGAUUCAAGCCUGAUGCCAGAGAAGUGUCGUCGUUUCCGCCACCCCCAGUGGCAGCUCCUUCACCUGAAUGGGACCUUCCCUAAUAUGAGUGAACCAGACACAGAGCCCUGUGUGAAUGGCUGGGUGUAUGACCGAAGCUCCUACUCCUCCACCACUGUGACUGAGUGGGACCUGGUAUGCGAAUUUCAGUCACUGAUCUCAGUGUCUAAAUUCUUAUUCGUGGCUGGAAUGCUGGUGGGAGGCAUCAUAUAUGGCCAUUUAUCAGACAGGUUUGGGAGGAGGUUAAUACUCAGGUGGUGUUUGCUCCAGUGUGCCAUCGCUGACACCUGUGUAGCCUUUGCUCCCACCUUCCUCAUUUACUGCUCACUGCGCUUCUUGGCUGGCCUUUCUGUCACGAACAUCAUGAUAAAUAGCACUAUGCUCAUUUUAGAAUGGACAGUGCCCCAAUUCCAAGCCUUGGGAACGACACUGACAUCUUGUUCCUAUAGUGUUGGACAGAUAAUAUUAGGAGGUCUGGCUUACGCCAUUAGAGACUGGCGCACCCUCCAGCUGGUGUUUUCUGUGCCAGUAUUUGCCAUCCUUCUGUCUUCAAGGUGGCUGGCAGAGUCUGCUCGGUGGCUUAUCAUAGCCAACAAACCCGAGGAGGGCUUAAAGAAACUUAGACAAGUAGCACACAGAAAUGGAAGGAAGAAUGCUGGAGAUGCCCUAACCCUGGAGGUGAGGAGGAUGGAAGAUGGUAAUGGGAUGUAUGAAAAACAUGACCUAACAUUUUAUCAGUCAGUAUCCAUAACAGGAAUGGAAGUCAUGUUUUCACCUCCAUCUGAUGGAUGGCCAAACAAUUCUCCUAACAAAGCUGCUCCACUUUAUAUCAAUACCAACCUGUUGAUUGCUCUAGACCUCUGGGUUUUGAGAUCCACCAUGCAGGAGGAGCUGGAGGCAGCACAGAACAAACCUUCUGUGUAUGACUUGUUGCGAACACCCAACAUGCGUAAAAGGAUCUGUAUACUAUCCUUUAUGAGAUUUACCACCUUCAUUCCUGUUUUGGGCCUGAGUCUCCACAUCCAGCACUUGGGUGAAAAUAUUUUCCUUUCCCAGAUUAUUUUUGGCAUAGCAACACUUCCAAGCAAUUAUGUUGCACUUUUGGCACUCAAUCACCUGGGCCGUCGAAUUAGCCAGAUGCUUUUCCUGUUGCUGCUGGGAAUCUCUAUUCUGACCACCACAUUUGUUCCUCAAGAAAUGCAGAUCCUGCGUGUGCUUUUGGCAGCUUUGGGAAUAGGAGUUUCUUCUGCUGCUGUCACCAGUUCUGCUACCCAUGGAAAUGAACUAAUCCCCACUGUAGUCAGGCCUGUGAUGAGGAGGGGAGAACACCAUCCAGGAUCAUUGUCUCCAGGGGAAGGUUUAGACCUAGACUAUCUUCAUAUGGUCAGUGACUUUGGUUUAGCCACAGCAUCAUUGUUCAGUGAUAGUGACCUAAGACUCACCCAAGGCUCCCUAGAUCACACAGAUCCACGCUGCCCAGCCUGCAUGAGUGGAUUUAGUGGUGAAGAGGCCAAAAUUAGGUGCCCUACUGUAAGAUUCACAGACCUGAAUAUAUUUCACUAUCAUGCAGAGAUUCAAACACCAUAUUCUCAUCUCUUGUCCCUGUCAGCUCUCAGCACAGGGAGUGCAGAAGAGCCCCAGGAAGUUCUUUCAAGACGUACUUCACAGGAGGACAUUGUUAUCAUAGGAGAUGACAGCUCCACACAUGUUAUUGCUCCUAAAGACCUUCCAGCGGGACAAGAAGUGGAGAUGAAAGACAGUGAUAUUGAUGUGUUGGAGGAGGUUAAUACUCAGAUGCUGUUUGCUCCAGUGACACCUGUGCAGCCUUUGCUCUCACCUUCCUCAUUUACUGCUCACUAUGCUUCUUGGCUGGGCUAUCAUGACCAGCAUGAUUUGGUGACAGUCGUGCAACCAAAGGGAACUUCUGAUGGCAUUCUGGGACAACAAGAAACACAGCUCGCCAUCUAA